CCACUGAAGAAAAAGGAAAAAAUGCUGAUUAUUAAAACAAACAAGUCCUUGUUUGAUUGGACAACUUUAUACACAUGGAGUUUGUACAAAAUACUAGCUAAUGUUCCAGUGGGACGUGAGAUCCAUCAUUCAUUGUUUGGAAUAUAUAAUUUUUAAAAUGUGAUCCAUUUACAAAUCCAUUAUGUACAUAUAUCCGGUCUUAUGCUUCGGCUGAAGCUGCUGGGCAUGGUUAAGGUCUCUUUUAAAAAAAUGUUGUCUUUUAUAUGAAAAAUAAAACAUUUCUGCACCUAACUGCACCUUAUUGUGUCCAUUGCAUGAGCAAUGACUUGAACAGAUGCAUAUGUAAAUUCUAAUGCAUCCAUCAACUUGCCUAAAUGAAAAAGGAGCUGAUGACCUCGAAUGGGCCAUUGGCAUCAUUUGAGUCCGUCCUGUUGAAUUAAUCACAUGGACCAUGCAUAUUGAACUUCACAUAAAUUUAUUGAAAAAAGAGAUCAAACAUCUUGCAGAUUGAUGGAUCAUAUCCAUCAUCAAAUAAUCCUUUAUCUUGUGUAAGUUUUUUUUUUUUUUUUUUAAUCUAAAGAAAUUAUUUGGAGCAAGCGUGUGUAAACAUGUCGCAGUUCUCAAUCCAUUAGAUAGCUGUACACGCAGUUUAUUUACAUAUGUCGAAUAAUCCACUGAACUUGAGAGAUUACGUUUUGUAUAUCUUUUCCUCUCAAAGUAAUAUGGAAUGGAGCAGGAACGUAUAGAGCCUUACAAACAAUUCCAUAAUUUGAGUUCAAUAUUAGAAUAGAAUGGAUUAAAGAGAUAGAACUGGGAGAAGUCUGAUAAAAUAUCCAAGCAAGUACAUAAUCAUAGAGCUUUACAAAUGAUGUAUACCGUAACUUGUGUUCAAUAUUAGAAAAGAAUAGAUUAAGAUAGUAGAUCAAAAUAAGUGUGUGAUCAAGCUGAGAUAUCUUGCACCAAAGCAAUAGAUUCCAUCAACUCUCUCAGUCGGUUUAUUUUAGAUCAAAGAAUGCGAAUUAACGAAUCUUAGGAGAAGUUUCUGUGCAGUUUCUGGUCAUAAGUCGCUGUAUAUAAUAGUACAGGUUUCAUCUAUUACAGCUCAAAUACUUCUUUUCCGGUCUAUAUUUCAGCAACACGACCGGGCAAGGUUUCUCCAAGGUCAAUGAUAUCUGCUUCCUGCUUGUGUGGUGAUGAUCUACAGCUGAUCAGCUGAACUCUUCUGAAUGGACGGUAGGUGAUUGGACUUGGCAAUGGGGGGAAUCCGAGAUAAGCGUACCCUGUGUGACGUUCCGCUAUAGCCGGCGCUGGCCGGUUAGAAACCAGCGCCUUAUUCCACCGCAAUCAUAGCCGUCGAUUAUCCACUUGAUUCCUUCUGUUGUAUCCGACGUCUGACGAUGAUUAGCCCAACUCGCGUCGCGCUGUUCAGGACGAAGCAGCAGAUUCGAAGGAGAUCCAUUGCAAAUUACGCAAAAGCCCUUUGAUUUCGAUCUCGCAGGGGCGAUUUGGUAAUUCCGGGUCCUCCAUGAAUCAGGUGCCAUGUUUGACCGAACGGGGACAGGUCCACGUCUACGGCAGCAACGCCGUAAGGUGACGAACCAAUGAUUUGCUUCCACGUGUUCUUGACGUUAUGUUCCGUACUAUCGGGGUCGUCGGCCACAAGCUGAAAGCCUAAAACGCGCAAGCGGUUCCGCCGUUGAAUCCAGCGCUCAAAUCCAUUCCAACCUUUCUUCCCCCCAGCCCUCUUAUUCUCGGUCUCUGGAUGUCGGUCGGAGAACCGCUCGGUGACUCGUGGUCUCCCAGUCACCGCGACUUGUCUUCUCCCCCACGUCUCCCCUCCUCCUCUUUCUAGGGUUCCGUCGUCUUCGCCCCUCGAUCCGCGAGGAAGUCGGGUAAAAACGACGGAAGAGAUUUUGAGAGACCUAAUUUUUUUAUUUUUUUUCCCCCAAGUAAUUCGGUUACUUGAUCUCCAAUUUCUAAUUCCUUGCUAGAAUUAGACGAGAAGGUCCGAUUUUCAGCCCUCCUGGUUCUCAAAGAUUGGAUUUUUAUUUCGAUUUGGAUCUGGAGUUUCUUUGGCCUUUAUCUACUUGAGGUCUUUGCUCUGAGGUCAUGUCGACGGCGUCGUCGUACUGGUGCUACCGGUGUAGCCGCUUCGUAAGGGUGCGGCCGGAGGACGCCAUCGUCUGCCCCGACUGCGAGGGGGGGUUCCUCGAGGAGGUGGAGACCCCUCCCCGACUCGCGGCCGCCGCGGCGGUGGAGACCCGCCACCGGCGGUUAACUGCCGGCGCCGCUGCCCCCAACCGCCACUCUGACAUGCGGAUCCGCCGCCGCCAGCGCGCCUCCGCCGGCGACCGCUCCCCCUUCAACCCCGUCAUCGUCCUCCGCGGGCCCUCCGACGGCGGCGGCGGUUCCGAUUCGGAUCGCGCGGCCACCGGCAGCUUCGAGUUCUACUACGACGAUGGGUCCGGCUCCGGCCUCCGCCCCUUGCCCUCCAGCAUGUCGGAGUUCCUGAUGGGGUCGGGUUUCGACCGCAUCCUGGACCAGCUGGCACAGAUCGAGAUGAACGGGGUCGGUGAUGGGCGCGGGUGCGACCACCCGCCGGCGUCCAAGUCCGCCAUCGAGUCGAUGCCCACCGUCGAGAUUGUCGCCAGCCAUAUCAGCACCGACUCCCACUGUGCUGUCUGCAAGGAGCCGUUCGAGCUCGGUGUGGAGGCCCGGGAGAUGCCUUGCAAGCACAUCUACCAUCACGAUUGCAUCUUGCCAUGGCUAUCCCUCCGGAACUCGUGCCCUGUGUGCCGCCAUGCGCUGCCUUCGGAUGUUCCUAGGAGGAGCUCGCCGGAAUUGGAUGGCACCGAGCAAUCCCCUGUUCCUGCUAACGACGAUGAUAUGGUCGGCCUCACAAUUUGGAGGCUCCCAGGUGGUGGCUUUGCAGUUGGGAGGUUCUCGGGUGGAAGGCGAGCCGGGGAACGCGAGCUUCCUCUUGUUUACACGGAGAUGGAUGGUGCUUUCAAUGCGGAGGGUGCGCCGAGAAGGAUUUCCUGGCCCUCUCGAGGGACUCGGUCGCGGGAGAGCGGAGGAAUUCGCCGCGCGUUCCACAGUUUCUUCUCCUUCUUCAGACGCAUGCGGCCUUCCUCUUCUAGAUCCAAUUCGGAUUCUGGGCCGUCUUCUUCGCUCAGAAGCCGGAGUGGCUCACUUACCAUGAAUUGGCGGAGGCGCCCGGGUUGGGCAUCAGAAGAUGGACAUGGGAAUGCAAUAGCAAGGUGGUAAUGGAGACCCGGAGCAGUGAGAAAACUUGCUUUUUUUUUGCUUCUUCUUCUUCUGUUUUCUUCUCUGGGCUCUCAUCUUAGUUCAUCUAAUUGCUCCUAUUUCCAUCGGAGGAGCGGAAGAGCAUUUGUAAAAAGCUGAAGCUCGGUUAUGUUCUACUUCCACUGUAAAUAGAACAGAAAUGGAAAAAUUUGCGGCGCUGCUUGGUUUCAGUAUCUUUCGAAGCUGCUCCUUGUGGAAGACAAAGGGAAGAAGUUGUGUCUGGGAUGCGCGUCGGAAGUUAAGAAGGCUUAGGCCAUCAUGUACCAAACUUAUUGCAAAUGUUAUGGAUCAGAGAUUCAUUAUUACUACUGUUUUUUGUUUUUUUUUUAUUUCCUUAAGUGUAAAAGUUGCCCCCCUUUUCCAAGCUUAUGUUGGCGCAUCAUCCAUCUUUCAUGUAUGAAACUUUUGAGUUACAUGCACCCUUCAUUAUACAUGGAGUAUUGGAGAUCUAUCUAUCUUCUCUCUCUAGCAUUGUUUUCA
Phoenix dactylifera (date palm) is the source of this 3786-nucleotide messenger RNA. The record is from RefSeq and is a predicted model, not a curated record. Lineage: Eukaryota; Viridiplantae; Streptophyta; Magnoliopsida; Arecales; Arecaceae.